AUGAGCCGGCGACGAAAUCAACAACAACAAGUGAUUGAUCCAGCGGAAUUGGAUAUUCCCCAGCUUGAGCAAUUCAAGGGAGGGCUACAAGCUGAGCUUCAGAGCAUUCAAGGGGCGAUUCAAGAAAUGAGCCAAGCAAAUGAAUCCUUGAUGAUGGCUCAACUUUCAUGCGAUCAAGUCAAGGACACGAUUCUUGAAAAAGAUCUUGAUGUCAUGGUCCCAAUGACAAAUUUUCUCUUCGUCAGAGGAAAGCUGAUUCCCGAAGCAGACGUCAUGGUCGAUCUUGAAAUGAUAGAAAUGAGCCCUGAAAAAGCCACCGAACAUUUUUCUCGUCGCGGUGAAAGCCUCAAAACACAUCUUAGCCGGGUCGGAGAAACAAUGAGCGUAAAGGAAAUCCAAUUCAUCAGAAUCUCCAAAGAGCUUGAAGAGCGAAUGCAACAACUUUCUAUUCAAAACAAGAUGAAUUUUCUGGAAUAA
Messenger RNA from Oikopleura dioica, 477 nucleotides. Lineage: Eukaryota; Metazoa; Chordata; Appendicularia; Copelata; Oikopleuridae. The record is from the annotation of a GenBank genome assembly.